This is a messenger RNA of Galendromus occidentalis (western predatory mite), 1506 nucleotides long. RefSeq names its product serine/threonine-protein kinase STK11. The coding region runs from base 256 to 1443 and encodes 395 amino acids. Gene Ontology annotation, cellular component: cytoplasm. The transcript is spliced from 6 exons. The record is from RefSeq and is a predicted model, not a curated record. Gene Ontology annotation, molecular function: protein serine/threonine kinase activity; protein kinase activator activity; ATP binding. Gene Ontology annotation, biological process: intracellular signal transduction; establishment of cell polarity; protein phosphorylation. Lineage: Eukaryota; Metazoa; Arthropoda; Arachnida; Mesostigmata; Phytoseiidae.
AUAUAACAGCGCAGUCGUUCCGUCGGUGAGCUGAGCACAAAAACGACGGGCCAAACAAUUCAAGAACCCAGCCCGCAAGACAACCAGAGGACGGAUAGAGAGCCGAGGGAGUGACCGAACGGAAUUAUUUAGCUGAACCCUGAGAGUUCUUCCGACGGCAGAAUCAGCGGCACUCGGCCAGCCAAGCAGCGACCGCCGAUCAGCUGCUUGGUCGUGGGGCUAGAGCCAGCAGCUCGACAGCUCUAGAGGAACAUAAUGUCCCUCGAUUCCGGGCAAGAACGCGAUGCCUUCUUCCUCGCAGACGAGAAUGCUGACGACGCAUGCUGGCUCAAUACAGAGGACAUCGGCACGGGGGGUCUCGGUUUCUACCGUGUCAAUUCCAAGGAUCUCGUCAUCUACGAGGACAAGAAGAAAGCCAAAAUCAUCGGCAAUAGAUAUUUGAUGGGCAGUCUGCUGGGCGAAGGAAGCUACGGAAAAGUGAAAGAAGUCCUCGACCUCCACACAUUGACUCGACGAGCCGUGAAGAUCGUUGCGCGAAAGAAGCUCCGUAAGAUACCUAACGGCGAACAGAAUGUCAAAAGUGAAAUGAAGAUUUUGAGCAGAUUGAAUCAUCAGAAUGUGAUCAAGUUAUUGGAUGUACAUAGAGACGAGGAAAAGCAGAAGACCUAUAUGAUCUUCGAAUACGCCGUCGUGGUCAUGCAAGAACUGCUGAGGAGAGCCCCGGGUAACCGCUUCCCCACGUCACAAGCACAUUGUUAUUUCACGCAGCUCUGUCGCGGACUUGAACACAUUCAUUCCCAGGGGAUAAUCCACAAAGACAUCAAAGCGGACAACCUGCUGCUCACCACUGAUGGCACCGUCAAAAUUGCGGACCUUGGAGUCGCAGAGCAGCUCGAUCGAUUCGCUGAAGAAGACACGUGUCAUACCAGUCAAGGGUCACCAGCUGUACAGAGUCCAGAGAUCGCCAAUGGCUGUGACACCUUUCAUGGCUACAAGCUCGAUAUCUGGUCAAGUGGGGUCACUCUCUUCAAUAUCACGACGGGGAAAUACCCGUUCGAGGGUGACACCAUCUACAAAUUGUUCAAUGCCAUCGGUAACUGUGAGGUCUUGUGGCCCAUUUCCAUAGAAGUCCAACUCCUGAGCCUGCUGAAGGGGAUGUUACACAAGGAUCCCGAGUGUCGUUUCACCCUCGAAGAAGUCUUCAAGCAUCCGUGGAUGCUCCGUAAGCCCGCAAUCAGUGAAGAUUGGGUUCCCAUCCCCGUUACCGAAGAGGACCCCUAUUGCCAGAUGUCGGUCAUGUCAGUUUUAGACGAUAUGCAUUCAUCUAUCGAAGGCUCGCACGAGAGCGUGAGAUCAGCCCGCUUCGAGAAUCAGGAUAGUGCAGAGAAUUCUGCUGAGCCGAAGCUCCGGAAGAACCUGUCGCAAAUGUGCAGGAUGUCAUAAGAGAGAACCAGCUUCCUAUCUCAAUUCUUCGAGCUGAUCGCAAUGACGACAGGUUGUAGUUCU